CUCCCGUCUCUUCUACCCGAUCCCCCCCCUCCCCCCCAAAGCAGAGAGACCCCAGCAGCAGCAGCAGCUGAUGAUGAAGAGAGAGGCAGUGGCAGAGGGGGGGCACCUUUUAUUUCUAUUUUUAAAGGGACAGGACACUAAUUUUACCCCACUUCAACCUUGAAUUGAGGGGGGGUAGGGGGAAGGCGGCUGAGUUCCUUCCCCCACCCUCCAGCCCUGAGACCUGAGAGGGGGAUUGAGCCAGAGAGAGAAGGAGAAGGAGUUUCUUCUUCUUCGAAAACCCCCAUCUACGACUCCUACCCCUUCACCCCUCCAGUAGCCUCCCUCCCGAGCCCCCUCCACCCUCCUCUUUGGCCGCGAGAGAGGAGAGAAAGAGACCAAAAGCCUCUUAGCAACACAGACCCUGCUCUGCUGCUGUUGCUGCUGCUGCUGCUGCUGCUACUGCUGCUGCUGCUUGGCCCUGGCUGGAGACAUCUCACUGCACCCAGGAGCAGCCACUUCCCCAGCUCGCCGCCGCCGCCGCCUCCUCCACUCCCCCCUUUAUUACCCUUUGUGUCAUCCUCCACAGCUCCCGGGAAGGCACUCAAAAGUGGGGGGCAGGAAAGACAAUUAUCAGCUUUCCAGUUUUCUAUGGAUAUGAAGAUUUACUGCUAGUCAUCAGUGGGACCCAAUGAAGUCAGCCAGAAAACCUAUAUCCAACCUAUGUACCUUUGCAAACUUGUCUGGAUUUUGAAUAAUGGCACCAGCUCCCUGUGACUUGCCUAACUAGAAGCUUCUUCUUUACAUUGGGAUUACAAAAUUCUACCCAACUAGAAUUUAAACUAUCCAAAAACAAGGACAUAUAAACAAAAGCAUACUCAUUUUCUCAAUCUUGAGUUCUCAAUUCACAGUGGUUUUUCAAGGACCAUAUUUUUGAGCGUAGGAAAUCAGAAGACAAAGAGAGCUUUUAGUGUCAGAUGGAUGGAAAUUUCCUUCAAGGAGGAAGCAGUAUCUGAGCCUGGUUUUGGUUGACCAAGAGAUGUUUAUUGAGAAUAUCAGUUUCUGCAUGUGGGCAGUAGAUAUUGAAGGUUAUAUGGUUUACAGAAAACAUCUUUAAAAGAUAAACACUCAAGGACCAAGGAAAUAAAAUACCAGAAGCCCAGAGCACAGAAUAUUUUCCUUCACCAAUUCACAGAAUCGUGAUACUUCUCUAAUUCCAUCAAAUACAAAGGAAUGACCACCUUGGCAGAUGGCCACAGAGGAUGUCAACAGUUUUUUGGAGGCAAGCAAUGAAAUAUUGAUGCUUUGAGUUUUCUAUUAUUAACUUCUGAAAAGGAAGUAAAGCAUUAUAAAAUCCUAUUGUGGGUCCUCGUGUUUUGCCAUUCUUGCAUGAAACACAUGAAAUAUCCAGAAGUACUUUUCUUGCAGGUAAAACUUGCUUCAAAUUAUUCUUUACAUAUAAUAGUCACUCAAUAAAUGUUUAUGAAGUGAAUGAAGGAAAUUGUAAUUAGUCCUUCUGCUUGUAGAUAGCAUCCAAAAGAGUGUUAUUAGAAGGUAAAGCAAUUCUGUAGCUAACUCUGUUAUGCACCUUCAUGUUAAAUAUUUUUCUAAAAUUUUAUAUGAAAGGUAAUCAGAGAUGGGAAUUAGAAAGUUUGCAAUGUGGGAAAGUGGCAAUAUAAUCUUUAUUUCCCAGAACUUUUCAGUAAAUUGAGGGAUUUAAGGUUUAUAUUUUUAUCUCAUUUCCAAGUGAAUGUUGAAACCUUGAGGAAAAAACAAAGUAUCUGGUUAAAUGAACAGUUGACUAUGCAUUUUGAGAUUGGGGUUUGGUUUUGUAGACUAUGGAUCAAAUUACUAGAGGAGUGUUUCUCCACCCUGACUAUGCUUUAGCAUAAUCAGAGAAGUUUUUUAAAAAUAGUUAUUUAGGCCCUGCCUCUACUGGUUACUCUCUUUUGUUCCAAUUACUAGCUGUGUGGCUUUGAGCAUUUUGUAGUUCUCAGAAUCAGAUUCUCGAGAAGUGAUGAUACAGUAGUAGUGGACUUUUGGAUAAGAUUGUGUCUUACAGAAAUUGAAAAUAAAAUAUAAUAUAUACUUAGAGAUGUGCUGAUCUAAUUAGGAAAACUUUGAACUGAAAAACAGGGAUUUGAGGAGAUAAAUAUGCAAAUUAAACAAUAAAGAUUUUAUUAUUAAGAGCAUCAAUAAUGAUGAAGUAAAUACCCUGUGUUACUGGUAAAAAUACUUAGGGAAAAUAUUAGGAAAUUGUACCUUUGCCUCAAAUGUCUAUAUUCCAAGUCCCAGACUAUGUCUGAAACUGGAGUGGACUGAUUUCUUAGGUGAGGAAUUUAACACCAAUCGAGUAUUCCCAGUGAAGUUGAAUAACCAUUUUCUAAGAGUAUAACAGUGAUAGAUAUGAUGGUGAUCAGGACACAUUAGCUUAUGGAAUGCUUAUGAAUUGGAAAACCUCUAAGGUUCUUUUCCAACUCGAAUAGGCUGUGUUUGUGAAUAAUUGACAGUCUUUUGUUAGCAUUUAUUUAUUCAUGUAUAUAUUUUGAAAACUUACUGGAAGAUAAAAUUUAGGACAUGAAGGAAAAUAGAAUACACUAUAUAGUAUCAUGGGGGCAAUUAAAUAACAUAAUUGUAUUUCAUUUAUACAUAUACAUGUGUUGGCUAUUUCUGUUACCAUUUAGGAGCUAACGUAAAUGUAUGAAAUAGGAAUUCAAUAUACUUAAAUGUACAGAAAGAAAUUGUACUAGAAAAGCUGUCAUCUUGAUCCAGGAUUUUUGAAGAGAAGCUUCUUGAAAACAAAUAUAAAUAUGCAUUAUAUUGUAUUUGAAAUUAUUAUUGGGUAAGACUCAGGUGCUAACAUUAAUUAAUUUCUGUCAUUGUUCCUUGCCUGCAUGUUCUUUACUGAGCAUGCAGCUGAUGAAGUUACUUUUGAUGCUGCUAUUAUUGCUUAUUAAUAGCCAGAAUUUUGGAGAGAGAGAGUCCAGUUUCCUGGAAGAAAAACUGCUGAGGAUAGAGAAACAGUACUCAUAAGAGAAAGGCUAACCUGAAAAAAUGUGUGCAUUCAUGCUCAUGAUUCUUUCAUUAUUAUAUUCAUUGUUGUUAUCAGAUGAGAACAUGGAUAUUCAGAGGGGCUAAAUGACCUACCCAAAGUAGGUCUUCCGGUUACAAACCCUGCUCCAAGCUGCCCUAAAGGAAAAGGGAAGCAGCAAUGGAUAAGAAAAGAGAAAUGGUUCUAGAGAGAAGAGGUACUCCCAUGUAGGGAUUCAUAAAGGCAUAGAGCACCUAGAGAUUUGCUGCCUCCAUUACACUGCUGGGUCUCACAGCACUUGUUAUGUUUUUAAGUUUGUCUCCAGAAGAGUUUGGAAACCCAAGUGCCUACAGAGGCCAGUCUGGUGGGAAUGAAGCAGGAAGCCACAGCAGUGACCUGGAGAGCCAAGUUCUUUCUGAAGGAGCAGCCGCUGCUCUGGUCCAGAUAAUUGUUGCAAGGCAGGAAUGUUAACCUAGUGAUGCCACUUUGUCCAGUUGAUCAGGCUACAUUAUUGGAAUUUUGAAGACAUGAAAACAUCAGAUGAACCAACCUGCAACAUCUUGGAUUCAGAUUGGAAGAUGAAGAGAAAGUUUAAAGAAUGUGGCCUAUAAAGGCGGGUAGUACCUGGAAAUAUUAACCGACUCGCAUUGUAAAAAUGAGACUGGUUUCUAAAGAGUAGAGAUUAUUUUAGUCCAACAUCAAGGUUCAAGACAAAAUGUUGAACUAAAAACUUUACCCACAUCCCGUCCCCCACUUCAGACAGGUACCAGCAUUAGUGAAUAUGGUUUUCCUUAGCCAGAAGCACUCCGCUUUACCCAUGUAGACCAUCCUUAGGAAUUAAAUAUUGGUUAUUUAAUGUAGAUUAUAAUGGGAAACUGAUUUUUUCCACAAUGGCAGAUUUCAAGGACUUGGUUCCAAACUGAGCCGGAGCAUCCCACUGCAUUUUGUACAGUCUGGGAACAGCUAUGCUGCACUGGCCGUUUUUGAAGGCCAUCAUGCCCUGUAAUAUAAGGAUAUCAUCUUCUUGCUGAUAUCUUUGGAGCGUCCCAAGCAGACACAGAAAAUGAAUGGAGGCAAGGAGUGUGACGGAGGGGACAAGGAUGGAGGUCUUCCAGCUAUACAAGUUCCUGUGGGUUGGCAGCGCCGUGUGGAUCACAAUGGAGUGCUUUAUGUCAGUCCCAGUGGGUCUUUGUUAUCUUGCUUGGAGCAGGUUAAAACAUACCUGCUUACUGACGGAACAUGCAAGUGUGGCUUGGAAUGUCCUCUUAUUCUUCCCAAGGUGUUUAAUUUUGAUCCGGGAGCUGCUGUGAAGCAGAGAACUGCAGAAGAUGUUAAAGCCGAUGAAGAUGUCACAAAGCUAUGCAUCCAUAAAAGGAAAAUCAUCGCAGUGGCCACACUUCAUAAAAGCAUGGAAGCCCCACAUCCUUCUCUGGUGCUUACCAGUCCCGGAGGAGGAACAAAUGCAACUCCAGUAGUACCUUCACGGGCAGCAACUCCAAGAUCUGUAAGAAAUAAGUCUCAUGAAGGAAUUACAAAUUCUGUAAUGCCUGAAUGUAAGCAUCCUUUCAAGUUAAUGAUGGGAUCAUCAAAUGCCAUGGGAAGGCUCUAUGUACAAGAACUGCCUGGAAGCCAGCAACAAGAACUCCACCCCGUCUACCCCCGGCAAAGAUUGGGCAGCAGUGAACAUGGACAGAAAUCUCCAUUCCGUGGCAGCCAUGGAGGCCUGCCCAGCCCAGCGUCGUCAGGAUCCCAGAUUUAUGGAGAUGGCUCAAUCUCUCCAAGGACUGACCCACUUGGAAGCCCUGAUGUUUUCACAAGAAAUAAUCCUGGUUUUCAUGGAGCUCCCAAUUCCAGUCCUAUUCACCUGAAUAGGACUCCUCUCUCUCCACCUUCAGUAAUGCUACACGGUUCUCCUGUACAGUCAUCCUGUGCAAUGGCUGGAAGGACUAAUAUACCUCUUUCCCCAACCUUGACUACAAAGAGUCCAGUAAUGAAAAAACCAAUGUGUAAUUUUUCAAAUAAUAUGGAAAUACCACGAGCAAUGUUCCACCACAAACUACCCCACGGCCCACCUCCCCCUCCUCCACCUUCUUGUGCUCUUCAGAAAAAGCCAUUAACAUCUGAGAAAGAUCCACUUGGCAUUCUUGACCCUAUUCCUAGUAAACCGGCGAAUCAGAACCCUGUUAUCAUUAAUCCAACUAGUUUCCAUUCAAAUGUCCACUCUCAGGUACCUGUGAUGAAUGUAAGCAUGCCUCCUGCUGUUGUUCCUUUGCCAAGUAAUCUCCCUUUGCCAACCGUAAAACCUGGUCACAUGAAUCAUGGGAGUCAUGUUCAAAGAGUUCAGCAUUCAGCUUCAACCUCCCUGUCCCCUUCUCCAGUGACAUCCCCAGUGCACAUGAUGGGGGCUGGAAUCGGAAGGAUUGAGGCUUCGCCCCAAAGAUCACGCUCAUCUUCCACAUCAUCAGAUCAUGGAAAUUUCAUGAUGCCACCUAUAGGACCCCAAGCGGCUUGCAGUGGUAUUAAGGUUCCACCCAGGUCACCGAGGUCAACAAUAGGGUCCCCACGGCCAUCAAUGCCAUCAAGCCCUUCCACCAAGUCCGAUGGACAUCAUCAGUACAAGGAUAUCCCUAACCCAUUAAUUGCUGGAAUGAGUAAUGUACUAACUACCCCAAGCAGUGCCGCCUUUCCUGCUGCAUCUGCCGGAAGUGGUUCUGUAAAGAGUCAGCCUGGUUUGCUGGGAAUGCCUUUAAAUCAGAUCUUGAACCAGCACAAUGCUGCCUCCUUUCCAGCAAGUAGUUUACUCUCAGCAGCAGCCAAAGCACAGCUAGCAAAUCAAAACAAACUUGCUAGUAACAACAGUAGCAGCAGUAGCAAUUCCGGAGCUGUUGCUGGCAGUGGCAACACUGAAGGACAUAGCACUUUAAACACCAUGUUCCCUCCUACUGCCAACAUGCUUCUCCCAACAGGUGAAGGGCAAAGUGGUCGAGCAGCGCUAAGAGAUAAGCUGAUGUCUCAGCAAAAAGACUCACUGCGGAAAAGAAAACAGCCUCCUACCACAGUUCUGAGUUUGCUCAGACAGUCUCAAAUGGAUAGUUCUUCAGUUCCCAAACCUGGACCCGACUUGCUGAGGAAGCAAAGUCAGGGUUCUUUCCCCAUCAGUUCAAUGUCUCAGUUACUACAGUCUAUGAGUUGUCAAAGCUCUCACUUGAGUAGCAAUAGUACCCCGGGUUGUGGGGCCUCCAAUACUGCUUUGCCUUGCUCUGCUAACCAGCUGCAUUUUACAGACCCCAGUGUGAACUCCAGUGUUCUUCAGAAUUCACUGACACAGAACAUCCCUGUACGAGGGGAAGCCGUGCACUGCCACAACGCAAACACUAACUUUGUUCACAGUCACAAUUCAGUCCCCAACCACCAUCUUGCAGGUUUGAUCAAUCAGAUUCAGGCUAGCGGGAACUGUGGGACGCUCAGUCAGUCGGGCAUGGCUUUAGGAAACUCAUUACAUCCCAAUCCACCUCAGUCAAGAAUUUCAGCGUCCUCCACUCCAGUGAUACCAAACAGCAUUGUUAGCAGCUAUAAUCAAACAAGUUCUGAAGCAGGCAGUUCAGGACCUUCAUCCUCCAUCGCCAUCGCUGGCACCAGCCAUCCUGCCAUCACGAAGACAACAUCUGUUCUCCAGGACGGCGUCAUCGUCACCACCGCAGCUGGAAACCCACUGCAGAGUCAGCUGCCCAUUGGGAGUGACUUUCCUUUUGUUGGCCAGGAGCACGCACUUCAUUUUCCAUCCAACAGCACUUCAAACAACCAUCUUCCACACCCCUUGAACCCCAGCCUCCUCAGUUCUCUACCUAUCUCUUUGCCAGUGAAUCAACAGCAUCUCCUAAACCAGAAUCUAUUAAAUAUCCUCCAGCCUUCAGCGGGAGAAGGCAAGUCUGAGAUCAACCUCCACCCUUUAGGUUUUCUCAACCCGAAUGUAAACGCUGCUUUAGCUUUUCUCUCCGGUGACAUGGAUGGGCAGGGAUUGCAGCCUGUCCACUUUCAGCUCUUAGCGGCCCUGCUUCAGAACCAAGCCCACACAGCUGCCAUGCUUCCCCUGCCAUCUUUCAAUCUGACCAUCUCAGAUCUUUUUCAACAGCAAAAUACCCCUUUACCCUCCUUAACACAGAUGACAGCCCCACCAGACCAUUUGCCAAGCAAUCAGUCAGAGAACAGCCGAGCUGAGACCCUUUUAACCAGCCCCCUGGGGAACCCUUUACCCAGCUUUGCAGGCAGUGACACUACUUUUAACCCCCUGUUCCUCCCAGCUGUCACUGGGGCCUCAGGAUUAAUGGCCUUGAAUCCCCAGCUGUUGGGAGGUGUCCUGAACUCGGCAUCGGCCAACACCGCUAAUCAUCCAGAGGUUUCCAUAGCAACUUCCUCCCAGGCAACCACUACCACAACCACUACAUCAUCCGCAGUGGCAGCACUGACUGUCUCAACACUUGGUGGGACAGCAGUGGUGUCAAUGGCAGAAACAUUGCUGAAUGUAUCUAAUAGUGCUGGGAACACAACUGGUCCAGCUAAACUCAACAGUAACUCUGUGGUGCCACAGCUACUUAACCCUCUACUGGGGACAGGUCUGCUUGGUGACAUGUCCUCAAUAAACAAUACUUUGAAUAAUCAUCAACUGACUCAUCUACAGUCGCUGUUAAACAACAAUCAGAUGUUUCCUCCAAAUCAGCAGCAGCAGCAGCAGAUUCUUCAGGGGUACCCGAAUCUCCAGGCAUUCCAAGGACAGCCCACAAUUCCCUGCCCAGCUAACAAUAACCCCAUGGCUUGUCUGUUUCAGAACUUUCAGGUGAGAAUGCAGGAAGAUGCAGCUCUCCUAAACAAAAGAACAAGCACUCAGCCGGGGCUCACUGCACUUCCUGAGAAUCCGAACACUACACUUCCACCUUUCCAAGAUACAGCUUGUGAGUUGCAACCGAGGAUUGACCCAUCUCUUGGCCAGCAGGUGAAGGACGGCCUCAUUGUGGGUGGCCAAGGUGAUGCCUCUGUAGAUGCCAUUUACAAGGCAGUUGUCGAUGCUGCCAGCAAAGGAAUGCAGGUUGUCAUCACCACAGCAGUCAACAGUACAACUCAGAUCAGUCCCAUUCCAGCUCUGAGUGCCAUGAGUGCCUUCACUGCUUCGAUUGGUGACCCAUUAAGUCUCCCCAGUGCUGUCAGUGCAGUCAUUCAUGGACGGAACAUGGGCAAUGUCGAUCACGAUGGUAGGCUGAGGAAUGCAAGAGGGCCCCGGCUGCCCAGGAAUCCGGACCAUGGGAAAAACUCACACGAAGGAGAUGGGUUUGAAUAUUUCAAGUCAGCAAGUUGCCACGCAUCUAAAAAACAGUGGGAUGGGGAGCAGAGCCCUGGAGGGGAGCGAAACAGGUGGAAGUGUGAGGAAUUUUUAGAUCAUCCAGGCCAUAUUCACAGUAGUCCUGGUCACGAAAGGCCCAACAAUGUCUCUACACUGCCAUUUCUGCCUGGGGAACAGCACCCAAUACUGUUACCACCAAGAAACUGUCAAGGGGAUAAAAUUCUGGAGGAAAAUUUCAGGUAUAAUAACUACAAAAGAACUAUGAUGAGUUUCAAGGAGAGACUGGAGAACACUGUGGAAAGAUGUGCACACAUCAAUGGGAACAGACCUCGACAGAGUCGUGGCUUUGGAGAGCUGCUGAGCACCACAAAGCAAGACCUGGUCCUAGGGGAGCAGUCUCCAAGCUCCUCAAAUAGUUUGGAAAGUUCUCUGGUCAAAGACUACAUCCAUUACAAUGGAGACUUUAAUGCCAAAAGCAUUAAUGGGUGUGUGCCUAGCCCUUCAGACGCUAAAAGCAUUAGUAGUGAAGAUGACCUACGGAAUCCAGACUCCCCCUCUUCAAACGAGUUGAUACAUUAUAGGCCAAGGACGUUCAAUGUUGGCGACUUGGUCUGGGGCCAAAUCAAAGGACUGACUUCCUGGCCUGGAAAAUUAGUAAGAGAAGACGACGUUCACAAUUUAUGUCAACAAAGCCCCGAGGAAGGGAAGGUGGAGCCCGAGAAGCUGAAGACACUAACAGAAGGUUUAGAAGCCUACAGCCGAGCCCGGAAAAGAAACAGAAAAAGUGGAAAGCUAAAUAACCAUUUAGAAGCUGCUAUUCAUGAGGCCAUGAGUGAACUGGACAAAAUGUCUGGGACUGUUCACCAAAUCCCACAUGGAGACAGACAGAUGAGACCCCCCAAACCCAAGAGGAGGAAGAUCUCCAGAUAACAGGGACUACUACACCAUGCACAGUGUUUUUGAAAGAACGUGCACAGAUAUAUCUGUAUAUAGGUAUUGAUAUAGCCACCGUUAUAUCAAUAUUUAUACUAUGGCAGAGAGCUACAUCCACCACAGGGUGCUAAAAGAAACAGCGAUACAAUAUUUUUUUGAUCAGGAAGGAUAGUGAAUGCUGGAAAAACCAAUCAAAAUCCCUGAGCGAUGGGCGUGAUAAAUGGUCAAGAGAUGACUGAGAAACCCUUUUUUUCUAUAACACUAAAAUUGUGAUUAUAAGAGAUAGUCCAAAUGUUUCUGAAGACUUUUCAAUGUUGUACAUAGAAAAUACAGAAUUUCAUGGUGAUAUCAGAAAUGUAAAUAUUGUACAAUAUUGUCAUGUACAAGCGUACUUAAUGCACACUUUAUCUUUUAUUGUACAAAGAAAUAGUGUACAAAAUUCUUUGGUUUCUAUGGAGUACACCUACCAGAGACUACCAGUGUAAAGUGAUAAAUAAAAAUACAACCUAAAUGCUUUUCUAUGAUAAUGUAAAAGAUGCUGUUUUUGUAUUUAACAGCAGAGAAAAGGCAUGAUGAUGUGUAUUCCCUGAAUUAUGACAUACACGGCACACCACUGAGUGUCCAUUUAUAUUGUCUGUUUGGACGCACCUGGCCUGCAAGCACUGGACUUGACCUCGGGUGUCUAGGAAGUCGAAACCUUGCGGAUUUCUCAAGGGUUGAGGGCUCACAGGUCUAAAUUAAGAAUUCAGAAACUGCAACCAUUUGUUGCAUAUUUUUUUUACCUAAGUUUUAAAGUAGAAUAGGUUUUAUAAAAAAAAAAAUCUUAGAGGGAAUAUUUUACUCAGUCAUUUCUGUAGGUAACGUUUGAUAGCCACCUAUUGGACUAGAUUGCUUAUGCUGCACCACCGUGAUGCUCAGAGCCAAGUUUCUUUGCAAACAGUACCUGACAAGAUAAAACUUUCUUCUGUUCCUGUACAUGAGGCUAAAGCCCCACUUUGAAAUCAUCAUCAGAGGGAAGGUUGGUUAUAACUCAGUUUUCCUUUGGGGGCAAAAAGAAAUAUGAAUCAUCAAAGCAAGUUUCAUAUAUCCAUCCAUUUAUCAGUAUUACUUAAUCCGCAAGCUAAGGUGGCUUUCAAAAUUAUUAGCAAUGGUAAUUUUUUAUCAGUAUUAUGUAACAUAUCAGAUUUAUUUUAUUUAAAGAAUUAUUUAUACCAUUAACAGAUUCUUAUAUAUAUAUAUAUAUAUUAAUGUGGCUGAAAUGUGCAGGUUAAAUCUAUUAACCAAAUUAUUUAUAUUAUAUUAAAUAAGAAACAAAUUUGAAACAAAUGUAGAAAGAAAAUACUACAUUACAAGUAUACAAGCCUAAAACUGUGAGCCAUUGUAAAGUACAAGGUUAUUAAUAAGAAAUGUAGCACAACAUAAUUUUCUGUCUUUUUUUUUUCACAAUUUUUGUGGUGGUGGUAUAACCCUAUCUCCCAAGCAAUUGAACAAAUUUUCAGGCCUCCAGCCAGGCUUCUGUUGAUGUAUUGUCAAAAGAAGUCCAUUAUUCCUUUAUUUUUCCUACGACCAGCCCCACCCCCAAAUUCUUACUCCCCUAGGGAGCGCUGCCUUGACCCCCUAGCCCAGGGCUCACUCAACAGCUUAGUGAUCGGGCUGCUGGGAGGCCCUCCAAUAGCUCACCCUUACUCCUCUCUCAUCCAUCCCCCAAUCUCCUCAGUCCCAUGAUGUAGCAGAGUUCCAGUAACUCAGGAAAAAGGAGACCAAGGUCAUUCCUCCAACUGGUUUCUUGGGGCCACAGCACAGAACACUCCUCCUGGGCUGUUCUGUAAUAUCAGCAGCUCUUAAUUCUCCCCCCAGGUCUCCUGCGUCUCUGUGUCCUUUCCACUCCCACCCUCAGCCCUGUCCCCAAGCAACUGGCCACACUGGGCUCCAUGGGCUGGAGGGAGGGACCUUUCCUUCUGGGGUAGGUUCGUUUUGUCUUUCCCCAGUCCUAGAGUCAUCUUUUGUGUAGUUGAGUUGGCACAUUUUUGUAAUUAGUUGAUGUGUUCAGUGUGUUUCAACCAUUAACGUUGUCCAUUUUUUGUGCACCAACCUGCUUUUCUACUGUUUUGUUUUAUAUGAUUGAUUUCAGUCACAGAUAGGUGCCUAUGUCUGUCUGGGCACGUGUGUGUGUGUGUGUGUGUGUGUGUGUGUGUGUGUGUUCAUAUGUACAAGUUUCUUCAGCCUUUGCUUUUUUGUCUUCAGACUGAGUUUGUGUCAAUCAAGCCUUCUUUUUGAUAUUUUAAACUAAGUGGGUUUGUGCUUCCCCCACCCAUGUAUACUUUACAUCAGUAGACCAUGUAAAGUAUGUUUGCACCCAUGAUUUCAUUGGCUGCGCACAGCUUUGAUGUGGGUGUUAUGUGUGGUUGUUUCAGUCCACCAGGGUUUUUUCCCCCUUUCUCUUUUACAGUUAUAUGAUUUCAUGUAAGCAGUUAAUGUAAACAUUGUUGGCAUGACAGGCCAUGCAGUGCUGUAACAUUUUUUUUAAAUGUUGCACCUACUUUACAAUUAAAAAACUGGUCACCAUACUUAAAUUUUGCCCAUAGAGCCAUUUCUUUCUCUUUGUAUUAAAGCCAAUUCAUUUUUUUUUAAAUGAAGACUAGCCCUUCUAUAUUAGUACAUUUUUUUAUUCCCUAAAAUAAACUCUUCCCCCUAAUAUAUCUGAGAAUGGAAACAGAAUGAAAAUGUUUUGCUCCUUUUAAGAACUUAAUAGCUCCCCUUGGAAAAGGCAAACUGAUUUUAUUCUGUUCCCCUAACAGUCUUAGGAAGCACAAGGAGAAUAAACUAUACCUUUAUGUUGUUUCCAAAGAUUAUUUCCAACAAGUGAAAAUUAACAGAGCAGCUCUUGUUUGAUUUGUCUUGUUUGUGGCAUUAAAAGCAAUCGGGGGUUUUAUUUAUUUAAAGGAACAUUUCAAUUCUAUUGUGAAUAUCAAUACUUUAAGAAGAAUAUUCAUCCCUUGUGAUAUCAUGGGCCACUUUUAGUCUUUUAAUUAGACCCUGACUUUGAGUUAUUUGCUGUGUCUGUUUUUUUAAGUAAUCACAACCUUCUGUUUUGAACAUACAGCAGAAUUGUGGGACGAGCAGAGGGCAGUUAUUUUGUUUUUCGUUAAGUUUUAUGAAAAUUCUCUACUGACUUAUCCCAUGAGGAGGUUCCUUUUUCAUUUCAGAGUGCAGUUACUUUGGUAAUCGUCCGUGCUGUGUGCAACGUUCCUGUGUAAGUCACAGGCCAUUCUGCACUGAGAUUUUAAAAUCUAAGAUGCGUAAGAUGCUAGUGACAUUGCUCUUUGUGAAAAGAAAGCCAAGGAUUCUAGAGUCUACUAGACCUUACUGAAAAUCUGAAAUCUUGUUUACAUUGCCCAUUUAUGCCCAAAUAGUGUAACACAAGACUCAAGACAUGUCAUUGUCAUGUAUAAAAUGAGUUAUGCAAUACUUUAUUGAUGUGGGGGCUGUGGCCAAAUUAAUAACCUGAUAUUAAGAACUGUAAUAUUGAAUUAGCUUAUCUUUUUCUUUCAUUCACUCUAUCACAUUCGCAUUAGCCAAAGAGAUAAGAACAUUAGUAAUUCAUGUGUGUAAAAAAAAAAAAACCCUAGUGAUUUUUAAAUCAGUGAGCCAAAAAGCAAUAAACAAUUCCAGCAUGGGAUAGCCUGCUAAGAGUAGGGAGUCUGAUGGAGAAAAAAUAUACAAAAAGCAUUUUCUUAAAUAUGAAAGAUUAAUUUGUAUCUACUGUAAAUAUGUAUUAUCAGCCUUACCUGCUUUUAUACACACUGUGUGUGUACUUCAGUGACCUUUUAUAAACCGGGGGAAAAAAUGGUUGAUUUACUGAUUUGUUAUGUAAAUACAAAGUUGUCUAUAAAUUGGAAAAUUUGAUG
This is a messenger RNA of Myotis myotis, 13186 nucleotides long. RefSeq names its product methyl-CpG binding domain protein 5 (gene MBD5). Gene Ontology annotation, molecular function: chromatin binding; DNA binding. The transcript has 22 exons. Gene Ontology annotation, cellular component: nucleus; chromocenter. The record is from RefSeq and is a predicted model, not a curated record. Lineage: Eukaryota; Metazoa; Chordata; Mammalia; Chiroptera; Vespertilionidae. The coding region runs from base 4074 to 9275 and encodes 1733 amino acids.